GAUAACAUCACUUGCGCAUGCGCACACUAGGCAUAGAUCUAAUUACCAUCAUGUGAUGGUUGACAUGUGACUUGAUUCUUCUGCAAAUGUAGAAACGCUUUCUGUUUUUCUCUCCGCAUUUAUUAAGUUAACUGAGCUCAUCUGUCAGAAUGAAGGUACUUGUUCUUCUAGCCCUGGUCGGGUUUGCUACUGCCUUUGACUUCCCAGAACAGUGGGAGGCAUGGAAAUCAACUCACAAGAAGGUAUACGGGUCAUUGGAGGAGGAGCUCCAACGUCACACCACCUGGCAGUCCAACAAGAAGUACAUUGAUGAGCACAACCAGCAUGUCGAUGUGCACGGAUUCACUCUGGGUAUGAACGAGUAUGGAGACAUGGACCCAGCUGAAUUUGCCAAGACUUUCAAUGGAUAUCGCGGCGCCAACCCGACAGCUUUCCCGACAGCCCCCUGCACUGAGUAUUCCCCCAUGGGCAGCAGCUCUAAUGGAACAGAUUGGAGGAAGUUGGGCUACGUCACUCCGAUUAAGAACCAGGGCCAGUGUGGCUCUUGCUGGUCCUUCAGUACGACUGGCUCACUUGAGGGUCAACACUUUAAGGCCACUGGAUCACUGGUCUCCCUCAGCGAACAAGACCUCAUGGACUGCUCCACUGCUGAGGGUAAUCAGGGGUGCAACGGUGGAUUGAUGACCCAAGCCUUUGAUUACAUCAUCAAGAAUGGUGGUGACGACACUGAGGCCUCCUACCCCUACAAGGCUCAUGAUGAGACCUGUAGCUUCAACAAGGCCAAUGUUGGCGCUACAAUGAAAUCUUGCCAGUACAUCAAGUCGGAAUCUGAGGCUGACCUCUUGGAUGCUGUGGAACACAUUGGACCCAUCUCUGUGGCCAUUGAUGCCUCUCACCUCAGCUUUCAGAUGUACAGGAGCGGAGUGUACCACUCCUUUCUCUGCUCUCAAACCAAGCUGGACCACGGUGUGCUGGUGGUGGGCUAUGGCACUUAUGAGGGCAAAGAUUACUGGCUUGUCAAGAACAGCUGGGGCACUAGUUGGGGAAUGGAGGGCUAUAUCAUGAUGAGCCGUAACAGGGACAACAACUGUGGAAUUUCCAGCUCUGCUAGCUUCCCCGUUGUCUAACUUGUGUGGUUGCUACGACAACAUGAACUUGAGAAACUUUAUAUAUACAUAAUAAUUGUUAUGGACAUUGAAUUAGUUAAGUGUGAUAUAUACAUGAUUAAUUAGUGUAAAAUAAAAACUUUUUGCAUUACCGUAUAA
This is a messenger RNA of Halichondria panicea, 1265 nucleotides long. Its product is annotated as procathepsin L-like. The record is from RefSeq and is a predicted model, not a curated record. Gene Ontology annotation, biological process: positive regulation of apoptotic signaling pathway; immune response; positive regulation of peptidase activity. The coding region runs from base 150 to 1127 and encodes 325 amino acids. Gene Ontology annotation, cellular component: lysosome. NCBI's taxonomy places the organism in Eukaryota, Metazoa, Porifera, Demospongiae, Suberitida, Halichondriidae. Gene Ontology annotation, molecular function: cysteine-type endopeptidase activity; cysteine-type endopeptidase activator activity involved in apoptotic process. The transcript is spliced from 9 exons.